Molecule: messenger RNA, 480 nt
Organism: Ramularia collo-cygni
Lineage: Eukaryota; Fungi; Ascomycota; Dothideomycetes; Mycosphaerellales; Mycosphaerellaceae
Exons: 1
Coding region: 1-480 (159 amino acids)
Source: RefSeq, a predicted model, not a curated record
AUGUUUCCAGGAAACACCAUUUGCGGCCGCAUGCUGGAGUUUUGCAAAUACCCGUCUCCCCUCCCCAAAAAAUACUGCAAUUCCAAACACCUGAAAUUGAUCGAGCCCGUCGUUUACGACGAUGCAACCGGCGUCUGCUCCCUCGCCAAACUCGAGGCCAAAUUAUUCUCGUUGGUCCUAGCAGUCGACAAGGAUCCCGAGGCUACGCGCUUGAUUCUGGAUUGUGAUGGCGUUGCACCGAAGAACAUGGCAUCUCUCAAAUUACAGGCUUUGUAUCUAUCGGGACUGAAGAAGGAAGAGUGGAAGUGCUCCGGGAAUGCCGUGAAGAAGAACAUUGAAUUCGAUGAUAAAGUUUUUAAGCUGGAGACUCAAUGCAAUGCCACGCCAGAGGAUCGAUUCGAUGAUAUUGAGAAGCAAUUUGAGAAGGCGUGUAAUAGGAUUGGCGAGCGACAGGAUCAGAAACCGGAGUUUUUCUCUUAG